AUAUCCCUGCACUUUCCUAUAAACCUCGGAGAACGACCGAAGAGGAAAUGACUCGCGAAGUUUCAGUCAACGGCAGGCAGAGAGGCCAACAGGCACCCUACGCUCAAGCGGCUUCUACCGGGUCCGCGCAUGAGGUAGAGGUAAAAGAAGACGGUGCUCUCUCCGAGCCCCAGACCGGCAUAGUCUCUGAAGUCUCCCGUGCAGUUCUCGAGUAGUCGGCCGAAGGCUCUUCCCCAGCAUCAAAACCCGCCGCAAGUGAGAACAGAAACAGAACUGAGCCACUCGCUACGGCUGAACACAUUUCACAAGAAGAUCGCGAAAAGCACGACAGGGCGCUUCAACUUGCUCAUGAUUUGGGCUACUCCACGCCCGGCAUGGCCGGGGACUUCGCCAGGCGAAUUAGGG
Molecule: messenger RNA, 405 nt
Organism: Gloeophyllum trabeum ATCC 11539
Lineage: Eukaryota; Fungi; Basidiomycota; Agaricomycetes; Gloeophyllales; Gloeophyllaceae
Exons: 1
Coding region: 48-215 (55 amino acids)
Source: RefSeq, a predicted model, not a curated record